Molecule: messenger RNA, 2103 nt
Organism: Perca flavescens (yellow perch)
Lineage: Eukaryota; Metazoa; Chordata; Actinopteri; Perciformes; Percidae
Exons: 4
Coding region: 61-768 (235 amino acids)
Biological process (GO): immune response
Cellular component (GO): membrane
Molecular function (GO): tumor necrosis factor receptor binding
Source: RefSeq, a predicted model, not a curated record
CUGCAAGUAUCACUGGUAAACAGAGGACCAGCCAACUUUGCAGAUACCAGACUUGCCGACAUGGAAGAGAAACUGUUUGGGCAGACUCUGCCAACUGAAUCUGCCCGUGGGGAUGCAAUUAUAGAUAUGGACUCGGACAAGUCUGUGCUCAUCCUCAUCGAACACUGCCGGGACAUGAAGCAACAGGAAACGCGUCUCAGACUCAUCACACUGCUCUUGCUGCUCAGCUGUAUGGCACUGUUCAUUUUUACCAUCUGUGCUGUUUUAUGGCAACAUGGAAACUCUGGAUCCAACGGACAAGAAUGCGCAGUAAAGCCAAGUCCAGCCUAUUCAAAGCAACAGAGCAUUUGCCCUACAGCUAAUCCUCAAACAAACAUCCAAAAACUGCACGUUGAUCUCACGUCUGUACCUGUGGACAACAAGCCUGAUGGAGUAUACUUGAAAUGGCAUGAUAAUUUUGGUGGACAACACAUCAAAGAGGAAACUGCCAUUGUGAUUCCUGAAGACGGUUUCUAUUUUGUCUAUGUGAGGAUUGCAUUAAACUGCAAUGAGGGAGACAGGUUCUACGCAGAGCUGCGCAACUGGAGUGACAGUUACCCCGUGGAUAGAACCGAGAUGGAGGCCUGGGAUGGAUGCACUUCAAAAGGGGAAAAUAGUGUGUUCAUGGGGCAGCUUUUGAAGUUGUCUAAAGGGGAUAAUUUGAGCAUGUGGAUCGGACAGGGCUACGAACUGAUCUCCACAUCAUCAUUUGGUGCUUAUCUCACAUAGAGAAUAUGCAUCUUUGGUGUAUGGGUCCAGUGUCUCAGUCUCAAUAAUCUAUUUUUAAAAUAUUUUUUCAUUAAAAACAAAUUUGGGGUUAUUUAUCAACACUCAUUUCUGUGCUUUGCUAUUUUACAGCACUUCGGGUUCAGACUUAAAGAAGAUCUAUUGAGGUUUUUUGAACAAAAAGUAUGAAUUUAAUGGUUAGCAUAAUAGUGAGUGCCUGUUUUUUUAAGCCCCCCCUUCUGAAAAAGCCCAAUCUGCUCCAAUUGGUCAGCAGUUGCGGGUCUUCCACAUCUAUGCUCUCCUUGUCUGUGUCUGGUCCAUCAAUGCUGCCAGCUGACUACAUUUACUUGCACAUAAUAUUGCAGUUUUUGCCCUUAUUACGAAAAAGACGAUAUUCCGACUAAGCUGUUGGCUAAUGAAUGUGAAAAUUCCACUAAUAUUCCCGUUUACACGGAUCCUUUCAAAAUACGAUUUUUUUCAGAGUUUACCAGCGGUGGCGGACUUGUUGGACCGUGUGACCACAGCCUCGCCCUCUUUCAUUCCUUCAAAAAGCUUCUUGAAAAGGUCGGGGUAGCGAUGUUUGUGCAUAUCUGAAAACCUGUAGAUAAUGUGUCUGUCUUUGAUAAUGUUUAAAAGUAGUUAGUGUUUCUCCUUCUUAUCGGGUCCGCAGCCUUGGGGGCUGGUUGGUUUGUUUACGCCAGCAAGUUUUUUUUUAUUAGCUAGAGGUAUUUAUAAUAAAAAUUAUUGCUAACAAGGGUCUAAUAAAGAGAACUGUCAAUUUGUCAGUUCACUCAAAUUACAAAUACAUUAUUUACCCACUUACCCCCAGUGGUAUGUUUUAGAGUUUUGUUUUUAUUAGAUUGUUGUUUUUUAAAAAAAAAGAAGAUUUUACUGCCCCCUCCCAACAGAGCUCAACAGUGACCGCCCACUUUUUUAACGGCUCUGGUUCCAGAUGUGUUUUUCCCCAUUCAAUUGUUUCAUUGACAUUUUGAAUAUUGCUUAUAUAAAGAGUUUGAAUUCUGAAACCAAGCCAACCAGCUAUGAAAUGAAUAGUGAGCAUAACACAUUUGAUUCGGCGCAAAAAAACAUUUUGAAAACGGCGAAAAGGGAAAGGUAAGAAGACCGCGUACAGAAACUAUCAUAGACUUCAAUGGCGGAAGCUUGCGUCGCUCUAUCCGCUCGCGGUUUCGCGGUACGGUAAACAUUUCUAUGGUAACAGCGAGUUGGACCAAUCAGAAACGUUGUUACACUUAGGAUUUUGGGUACUGUAGUUUUUCUCAAGGGGGUAAGCUUCGCUUCAGAACUCGAACCUCCGAUGGCGCCAUUUUGGUGCUACAA